AUGGAUAGCACUCACUCGAAAAACCCUGAUCGGCGCCACAAAAGGCACCGCACCGAAGUUCAAACGUUGCAGUUCUUCAACUCCACUGCAGAACCAUGGUUCCCGAAGAUUCUCAUCCUUCAGGCUGAGGAUCAGUCAAAAGCACUAGCUAGUAUAUCUCCGUUCCUCAUUGCUAAAACUCUUGAACAAGUCAUUGGUAAAGCAUACAAUGCAAAAAAAUUGAGAACUGGUGACAUCCACAUUGAGGUACAGAACCGGCAACAGAGCUCAGCACUGUUGUCGCUAAAGCAAAUUGGUGAUAUUCCAGUCUUAGUGACUGCGCACCGCACGCUCAACACAGUCAGAGGUGUUAUCUCUUGUGAGGAGCUACUGCAGUGCUCCGAGACAGAGAUUGAGGAGGGUUUAAAAGACCAAGGGGUGAUCAGUGCCAAACGAAUAUCCAUCCGCAGGGACAACAAGGAAAUACCUACCAGGCACGUCAUAUUAUCUUUCCAGUUGCACACACUCCCCACAGAAAUAAAGGCUGGGUAUGUAAACUGUCACGUCCGACCUUACAUACCCAACCCACGUCGAUGUUUCAAGUGCCAGAGAUUUGGCCACCAUUCCCAAGUGUGCCGUGGACGCCUGAUAUGCCCCAAGUGCGCAGGUGACGGCAAUGACCAUACUCCAGAGUCAUGUAAGAACACUUUCCGUUGUGUCAACUGCGAAGGCAACCACCCAUCCUAUUCAAGAAGCUGCCCACGUUUUAGCGAUGAAAAAGAAAUCUUGAAAAUUAAGACUGUACAGCAGCUCACCUACAAAGCAGCGAAAACGCAACUGGAGUUUCAGAAAAAAGGAUCUUUCUCUGAAGCGGUGCGCCGGGGAGUGGCAUCGCUCAGAGUAUCCGUGGGGACCCAAACUUGUGGGCCUCCACUCCACACUCCCCAAACACAAGAAAAGUCUGCAGAGAGUUCGUCUCCGCCGGCUCCCGCCACAAUCUCUACGGAGGUUGAUGGUGCGUUUUCAGUUUGGGAUGGGCUCACUGGGAGCUCAUCCCAGACUGCCACACACUCAAUGGAGCUUGACGACGAUGACUGCAUGUCGCAGAAAUCGUCGUCAAGUCUUCCAAGUACUCUAGACCAGAGAGCUCCUUCUCAAGGGAAGGAGCAAAGAGAAAAGCACGGAGGUCGCGGUAGAGGCAAGUCGAAGGAGAAACAGAGGCUUCCCCCGCCAAGGGUCAUACCCCCUUAA
Ornithodoros turicata is the source of this 1230-nucleotide messenger RNA. RefSeq lists its product as uncharacterized. The coding region runs from base 1 to 1230 and encodes 409 amino acids. The transcript has a single exon. The record is from RefSeq and is a predicted model, not a curated record. Lineage: Eukaryota; Metazoa; Arthropoda; Arachnida; Ixodida; Argasidae.